UUCAAUUUAUCAUUCAUUUUGACAGAGAAACAAGCUGUGUUUUCAUGACAUAUUGGCAUUAAUUUGUUCUUUAAUUUCACUUGCUCUAGAUCAUGAGAAAUGCAUUGGAGGUUUUUUUUAAAAACCAUUUUCCUAUAAUACUUGGAAUCUGGGUAACCAUGGGAAUACCCUCUGGUAAUGAAAACUGCUGAUGAGGUCAAACCAUGUAGUUUUACCAGUUUCAAGCUGUAAACUGCAGGAAAACGGUUCCAAAAACAGGAGGAGACAAACAUCAGUGCUUAAUCUCAUUUCAUUACUGACUCGAAGCCUUUUAGAAAUACAUGCACCGCUCUCACCAUAGCUUUUUUUCCGCACACAUACUCAUUUUCUUUCUCUGCUCUUUAAGCCAGCAGCAUGAGGCAGCGAACAGUGGUGAUGUAUGUGGAGAUCGGUUGCUUUGUGUCCUGUCUGUGUGGCUGGGUUCUGAAUUGUUCCACUCUGGCCACUGAGUACUGGGUCGUCUCAGAAAGUGCGUCUGUGGUUCUCAGCGCCGGUGAUUACUAUUCCAACCUCUGGAUGGACUGUGUCGCAGACACUACAGGAGUAUCUGACUGUAAAUACUUCCCAUCCAUGAUGGACCUGCCUGUUUUCCUCCAUGUAUCCAGGGCCCUGGCUGUCGUCUCUGUGAUCUUUGGCUUCUGGGGGGCUGUUCUUGCUCUUAUUGGGAUGAAAUGUACCAAAAUCGGAGGUUCUGAGCUCGCCAACACCAGAGUUACAUUUGCAGCAGCGUUGACGUACAUGGCAUCUGGUUUUUGUGGUAUGAUAGUGUACUCCUGGUGGGGAGAAAAAGUGCGUUCAGAAUUUGUGGAUCCAUAUUUCUUAGAAUUAAAGUUUGAGCUCGGUGCAGCUCUGUUCAUCGGUUGGGGGGGUUCAUGUCUGCUUAUUUGUGGAAGUGCAGUCAUGUGUUAUUUCUCUUGGAGAGAGUCAUUCCCUAAAAGGUUUAAUAAACAACCCAGAAAAUCCCCAACCUACAUGACAGCACGCACCAGACGGAUGUACAUGCUGCCGGGCUCGUCCAGACCCACCACAGUCAUCAUCCCUCCUUCACACCAGUCAUACAGAGAGAGCAGAGGAACCAGAGCGAGUGAAGGGAGGAGAGGAACACAAGAAAGCCAGUCUGUUAGACCCAGCCUGCCCCUCAUAGACUCAGCUGUCUAAUCCAGUGUUUAAAGAAAUGGUAUCACACCAUGAUACAAUUAUUUUACAGCAUUUAUUAAUCUAGAUUAAUUUAUUCAUUUACUGUAGAUCAUUGUUAAAUCGUGUUCCUUCCUAAUACAUUAACUGAUGUUAAUUUGUAUUUCUUAAAUUGUUAAAAUAUACUAGUGAAUGUAGAAAUUA
Messenger RNA from Carassius carassius (crucian carp), 1377 nucleotides. RefSeq names its product claudin 10d (gene cldn10d). The record is from RefSeq and is a predicted model, not a curated record. Gene Ontology annotation, molecular function: structural molecule activity. Gene Ontology annotation, cellular component: plasma membrane; bicellular tight junction. The transcript has 5 exons. NCBI's taxonomy places the organism in Eukaryota, Metazoa, Chordata, Actinopteri, Cypriniformes, Cyprinidae. Bases 394 to 1197 code for a protein of 267 amino acids. Gene Ontology annotation, biological process: cell adhesion; bicellular tight junction assembly.